AUGCGGAGCUAACGGCGGAACGGAGCGGAUCCAGCGCAGUAAAAAAAAAAAAAAAAAAUGUCGUACAAACACCAGGCUCUGCGCAAUCUGGUGGUGGAGAGGCUCGCAGUCGCCGCGGAUGAGAUUUUUGCGCUUUUCGAACGGACCUUCGCGGAGUAUGAAGAGGAGGUUCUGCGGUCUAAAUUGCUGCAGGAGACUCGAGUGGAGCUGAGCGGGUCUGUCGUGCAGCUUUCCUCAGCUCCUCCAGACGUGCACCAAAGCCCCGAACGACCCGAAAAGGCAACACCCGUGCUCAUCAAGAAAGAAGAAGAGCCGUCCGUGGCGUUCUCGUUCACACCUCUGCCUCUCAAAUCCGAAGAGCACCUCGACAAAUCCGCGUUCCGGCACGAAGGGGAAGAGGAACCGGCCGAGGAGAAGGGGCGCGAGAUCGUCCAGAAGCCGUACGGCGGCGAGGAGCCUGGCUGCAGCUUGGAUUUGCAGUCGGAAAACAACGAGCGACCGUCCAGCUGUUCGGACACGGAGGAUUCUGAAGACUGGGAGCCCUCGAGCAAAAGAUCGACCAAAAGCGACGGGCAGGAUUCUGAUUUAGUUCUUAUAGAGGACUCAAACACAGAUGUUUUACUGAAGAAAGGCCGAGAGGAGACGCCAGGCUGCAGCUCUGAUCUGAAAAACGACACAAACGCUCCACAUGGCUCCUCCGGCGCGUCCGAGCUGGAACCGGCCGCGCCGAAAACGCCAGAAAACAAAACGGCAACGCAGAAAUCAAAGAGAGACCGUAGGAAAAAGCUGGACCCGAGCCAGCUCAAGUGCCCAGAGUGCGGGAAGCAGUUCAAGCGUCCGUCCUAUUUACGCAAACACAUGGAAAACCACAGCAACCCUUUCCGCUGCGAGAGCUGCGACAAAACGUUCACGUUCAGAUCUCAGCUGAGGACGCAUCUGAGAACUCACACUAAAGAAAAACCCUUCAGCUGUUCAGUUUGUAAGCAGAAGUUCAGUCAGGGGUAUUUUCUGAACAGACACAUGAAAAACCACAGCGAAGAAAGACCGUACAGGUGUCCGGAGUGCGGUUUGAGGUUCAAGCAGCAGUACAACGUGUCCCGGCACGUGGCGGCAGUGCACAGGGGGGAGAAACCGUUCAGCUGCCCGGUUUGUAAGAAGGCGUUCGCGCAGAAGCAGGACUGCAGCACGCACAUGUGCGUGCACUCGGACGACAAACCUUUCAGCUGUUCCUUCUGCGGUAAAGGCUUCGGGGACAGGGGUUACCUCAGACGGCACGAGCACAAGCACAGGAGCCGCGAGAAAAAGCAGAACUUAAUUUACUGUAGUAUCGACGGUUAAAGACGCACUGUGGGACUUUUCAGCUGCCGUGGAGAUUCCUACUGCUGUUCGUUUUUUAUUUAAUUGUGUUUUUGUUUCAAGCGUCGCAGUUCGAGAAAAAGGCUUCAAAACAGAAACGAUGCAAAUUCACAAACUAUAAAACCAAAAAUAAGAAAACGAAAAAACAACAAUUUUCUUCAUUAUUUGUCUCCAAAACCAAAAUGGAAAAAACAAUAACGACCGUUUCCCGUUUACGUGACUUAAACUGUGAUGCCGGACUGAACCAGGACUGGGGCAGGACCGAACCAGACCGAGACUGAGACCGAGACCAGGACCACACCAAAACGGGACUAAACCAGGACUGAACCAGGACCAAAACCAGGACUAAACCAGGUCACAGUCUGGUCCUGAUCUCAGUUCCGGUCUCAGUUCUCGUUCAGUUUUGGUUCAGUCUUGGUUCAGUCCUGUUUCAGUUCGUUAUCCGUUUUUCCAUUUUUCCAUUUUCCAUUUAUUUGGCCGUGCAGACCGUUCUGCCACUAAACCAGGUCUAAAAACAGGACUAAAAUGGGACUAAAACAGGACUAAAACAGGACAAAAAUCAGGCCUAAAACAGGUCUAAAAACAGAUCUAAAAACAGGACUAAAACAGGAUUUAGCCAGGACUAAACCAGGACUAAAACCAGGUCUAAAAACAGGACUGAACCAGGAUUAAAACAGGAUUUAGCCAGGACUAAACCAGGACUAAAACCAGGACUAAAACCAGGACUAAAACAGGUCUAAAAACAGGUCUAAAAACAGGACUAAAACAGGACUAAUAAAGGACUAAAACAGGAUUUAGCCAGGACUUAACCAUGCCGCGGGAGCGCCCAUCGCGCCUGCUCUCAUACGCAGCCCGAUUCCUUUCGCUUCUCUGUGUUUGAUUGAGUUUAAGAAAGUAAACAUCCUCCGGCAUGUACAGGCGGGAGCGGGACUGAAAAUUCUGUCCCCUCGUAGCAGACCUUUACUGUACGGCUUCCAGGCCAGCUUACGGGUCAGAUCUGCGCAGAGGCGACCCCCGCUCGCAGUAACAGUGUAAGUUUUCCAAUACAUUUUUAUCUUAGAAAAUGCUUUACAGAUUCCUGUCACAGCAGUAACCAUGGAGACGGGCUGGUUGGUGGAAAGUUACGCAGUGCAUCUUUAAAAAACGGUUCAACAUUUUGUGGAAAACGAUGAACAAUAUUUCACUCUACUAAACUUAAAAACGCACCAACUCUGUACUUAAGGUACUUAAACCUGAAGAAGCAAGAAAUUCGUUAAAUCCAGAGUUGGUAGUACAGUUACUUUUACUUAAGUACUUCUCUAGCAGCAUACUUUUACUCCUACUCGAGUCAUUUUUGUAUUGAAGUACUCGAGUAAAAGUUGUGCUUCCUCUUCCCGCUGUGAGGAAGACUGAAGUGACAAAAUGAAUCAAUGAUGUUUGUGUUUGUGAUUUGUGUUUCUUGCGGCUCCUUCGCGUUGGAUUUAGUUCGUCUCAUUUUUGUGUCUGUUCUUUGAAAAAAAAAAAAAAAAAGCAGAUUUUGGGAUUUAUUUCAGGUUUUGUCAAAUUAUAAAUCAGAUGUUACGUCCUGACAGUUCGUCUCUCAGCACUUUUCCCAAAUACUUUUAAAUUCUUGGACUACAGACGCUCUCCUCUUUUGGACUUCCUUUUUCAAAUACAAACUUCAAAUUUUUUUAUUGCACCUUUUAAUUUCGCACAUUCAUCUCGCAAAAACAACAAUCAUCGUCGACGGACACGUUCACUCUCUGCUUUGUUUGUUUUCUGUUGUGCCGGCUCGCGCUGAGUGUUCUGGCGCAUUACCGUAUUUUCCGGACUAUAAGUCGCACCAGCUAAAAAAUGCUCAGUGAAGUAGAAAAAAACAUAAAUAAGUCACACCGGACUAUAAGUCGCACUUUUUGGGGAAAUGUAUUUUAUAAAAUAAGGGACCGACAUUUCCUGUGUAAAGUGAAGUUGUAGUAAAAACAAUAGACAACAAUGUUAACGUCACAUAUUUCACAGUUCUUCAGAUAAACUAUUACAUAAACAACAGAGCAAAUUUACCAAACUCUCCAUCUCACUCCAAAUCACUAAAUCCAUUCAAUUCUUCAUCCUCGGUGUCACUUCUGAACAACUCGGCCUCGACCUCCAGAGGUAAACAGAGCGCCGCAAACUCUUCUGCGUCGCUGUCGGUAAAUUGUGUAAGAUUUUAAUCACCGUUUACAAUUUAGAGACACGUCAUCGCCAUUUAUAGUUUUAAUAUCGUUCUUAAACAGCAGAGUGUGUGACUUUCUGGAGGUGGCGUGUCCAGACUUCAGAAUAUUCUCCACAGAGGUUUUACGCCAAGAUCAGCUCCACAGAAAAAAAAAGGAGAAAGUGGACAAAUAAGAGCCAGGUUUGUGGUGACGCGAGCCCGAGUUUUUCAGUGCAUUGGACCUAUUCACGUUGACGUCACAAAACCGGAAGACGUUUGGAAACACGCGGAUGACGAUUUCCUUUGCGUUCCGUUGGCGAUAUUAACUCCGACAAAAUCCUCUGCUGCGUCGCUGUCGUCAGACUCUGCGUCCAGUCUGUUCCAGUUAGAAUUAUUCAGGUCUUUCUGAAUCCCGACAGGACGGUUUCGGUUCCGGUCAGAAUCGUCUGUGUUUGCGCUGACGUCACAAACCUGGAAGACGUUUGGAAACAUGUGAUUAUAAACUUCCUUUGGGCUUUGUUUGUGGGAGUAAGUCUGACAAAAUGUAGGAAAAGUUAGAAAUUGUCGCAGUUUUUUCCAUCUCCGUGUCGUUGUAGCGUUAUGUUCAGCUCAUCAACGAUUCCAACCAGACCUCAGUUUUCAUCAUUCCCCUCCGAGCGCUCUGGGUUCAUGUGAUGAGACGAGACAAGGGACAAACUCCAGAUGAUUCCAAACCGCACAGACGUCUGUACGUUUCAUUUUACCACUCAGCACGUUUACGGAAGUUUCACCGCGUGUUUUCAAACGUCUUCCCCGUUUGUGACGUGAGUCCAGGCUUUGUCCGUCCAUCCAGUGACUUCAGGAAAGUUUUAUGGGGCAUCCUCCUGGUGUCACAAGUUUCUCUCUCACUCCAAACUUUCUUUCUGCUACUCGAUUUCUGUUUUCAGCUGCAGAUUUCAUGACUUGCAGCAGGACAGAGGCUCUUUCUGCAGGAGACAUGUGCAGUAGAGCCAAGUGACAUUGGUACUAGAACCUCUCCACACUUCACGAAAAACAUUUUAAUAUAGAAGUCGCACCGGAGAAUAAGUCGCAGGAAACACACAAACCAUGGAAAAAAAAGUGCGACUUAUAGUCCGAAAAAUACAGUACAUACGUCAAAAACAAACAGCAGCGAUUGGUUAAAUAAAAAAAGUACCCGCCUACUGUCAAGCGAACGAAUCCUAAAGCUGCUGGUGAAUCAGACGAGGUUAAAACCCCUGAAACUGUAAGAAUGGACGGAUAUGAUGCAGAAAUUCUCGUGAUGGAAAAAAUUAUCUGCUAUUUGAGAUUAAAAACUUGUACAUUUGACAAAUUAUGGACUAAAUAAGAAGCAGAAACGGACUUCACACCUGCAAAGCCUCAGUCCAGUGUCUGAUGUCGCUUUUGUAGAACUUCUGCUUUCGUGUUCUGUUUUUUUGUGUUUGUAAAAAAAAUCUAAUAAAAUAAUUUU
This is a messenger RNA of Boleophthalmus pectinirostris (great blue-spotted mudskipper), 4991 nucleotides long. Its product is annotated as gastrula zinc finger protein XlCGF52.1-like. The record is from RefSeq and is a predicted model, not a curated record. The coding region runs from base 58 to 1338 and encodes 426 amino acids. Gene Ontology annotation, cellular component: nucleus. Lineage: Eukaryota; Metazoa; Chordata; Actinopteri; Gobiiformes; Gobiidae. The transcript has 3 exons.